AUGGUUCGAAAUCUCAAAAUUGUACUUCUUGGAACAACAAAUGUCGGCAAGACAUCUAUCAUCCACAGAUACUGUUCAAACGAAUUUUAUGGAAACAACCCACCAACAAUUCAAGUUGCCUCAUUUCAAAAAACUAUUGAAAUCAAUUCAGAAGAAGUAACUUUAAAUAUAUGUGACACAGCUGGACAAGAGGUCUACCAGUCUGUUUGUCCUAAUUUCUACAGAAAUGCCGAUGCAAUUAUUGUUGUUUUUGCAUUGGACAACAAAGAUUCAAUGAUAAAAGCACAAGGAUGGUUUGACGAACUUUCUGCUACAAUGCAAAAUAAAGUCCCGAUCUUUACAGUUGGAAAUAAGUCAGAUCUGAGACAAGAAGGUUUAAUGCCUCGAGAUGAUUGCAUUUUAUUUGCUGAAUCAAACAAAUCUGAAUUCAUAGAAACAUCUGCUAAAGAUAAUAUCGGUAUAAACGAUCUUUUCGAAGCAGCUGCUAAAAACGCCUACGAAAGAGUCAUGCACGAGACAGUAGGAUAUCCAACAAUGAAUAGAAAAACUGAUUCAGUGGCAUGUUUUUAA
This is a messenger RNA of Trichomonas vaginalis G3, 570 nucleotides long. RefSeq names its product GTPase protein. Gene Ontology annotation, molecular function: GTPase activity; GTP binding. The coding region runs from base 1 to 570 and encodes 189 amino acids. The transcript has a single exon. The record is from RefSeq and is a predicted model, not a curated record. Lineage: Eukaryota; Parabasalia; Trichomonadida; Trichomonadidae.